Rhagoletis zephyria (snowberry fruit fly) is the source of this 438-nucleotide messenger RNA. NCBI's taxonomy places the organism in Eukaryota, Metazoa, Arthropoda, Insecta, Diptera, Tephritidae. The record is from RefSeq and is a predicted model, not a curated record.
AUGAGUGAAAAGAAAGAAUCAGCGGAUAAGCUUAACGUCUUAACUGUGAAAAAGCCAACAACGUCUCUCCUCACUUUGGGCGGCAAUGCUACUGGAUCAGGACGCAACAAAGUAGCUUUGAAACCUGGCUUCUCUCUGGUCGGCUGGGUGAAGCACGCUUCAAGCAAUGACAAUCUCUCCGGAAUCACAGGGCCACGCAUCGAUGUGACACUGGACGAGUUGAAGAAGCACGAUCAGCCUGACGAUUGUUGGAUGGCAAUUCGCGGAAAGGUGUACAAUGUGACCGCCUAUGUCGACUACCACCCUGGAGGGGUUGAAGAGCUGAUGAGGGGAGCUGGAACCAAUGCCACUGAACUGUUUGAUGAAACUCACAGUUAUGUCAAUUUUGAAACACUCCUUCAAAAGUGCUAUGUCGGUCGACUCGUUGGCUACGAUUGA